AUGGCCGCGGCCACCUCCAACCCCUACCUCCCCGGCAACGGCAUCCUGGCGGCCGGCUCCAUCGUCCACGCCGACUCGGGUGGCGGCGGCGGCGGCGGCGGCGGGGGGGGCAUGCAGCCGGGCGGCGUGGCCGUCACCUCGGUGGCGGGCGGCUACCGCGGCGACCCGGCGGCCAAGAUGGUCCAGAGCGACUUCAUGCCGGGCGCCAUGGCCGCCAGCAACGGCGGCCAUAUGCUGAGCCAUGCCCACCAGUGGGUGACGGCCCUGCCCCACGCCGCCGCCGCCGCCGCCGCCGCCGCCGCCGCCGCCGCCGAAGCGGGCUCGCCCUGGUCCGGCAGCCCCGUGGGCAUGACGGGCAGCCCCCAGCAGCCGCCGCCGCCGCCGCCGCCCGACGUGAAGGGCGGCGGCGGGCGCGAGGAGCUGCACGCGGGCGCGGCGCUGCACCACCGGCCGCCCCACCUGGGCCCCCCGCACCAGGGGCACCCCGCGGCCUGGGGCGCGGCGGCGGCGGCCGCCCACCUGCCCGCCAUGGCCGGCGGGCAGCAGCAGCAGCAGUCGCUCCUCUACUCGCAGCCCGGGGGCUUCACGGUGAACGGCAUGCUGAGCCCCGCGGGCGGCGGGCAGAGCCUGGUGCACCCCGGGCUGGUGCGCGGCGGCGAGACGGCGGAGCUGGGCGAGCACCCCGGGCAUCACCACCAUCACCACCACCCGCACCCCGGGCACCACGCGCCGCACCACGGUGCCGUCAACAGCCACGAGGCGCACUCGGACGAGGACACGCCGACCUCGGACGACCUGGAGCAGUUCGCCAAGCAGUUCAAGCAGCGGCGGAUUAAGCUGGGCUUCACGCAGGCCGACGUGGGGCUGGCGCUGGGCACCCUGUACGGCAACGUCUUCUCGCAGACAACCAUCUGCCGCUUCGAGGCCCUGCAGCUCAGCUUCAAGAACAUGUGCAAGCUGAAGCCUUUGUUGAACAAGUGGCUGGAGGAAGCCGACUCCUCCACCGGCAGCCCCACCAGCAUCGACAAGAUCGCGGCGCAGGGCAGGAAGAGGAAGAAGCGGACCUCCAUCGAGGUGAGUGUCAAGGGGGCCUUGGAGAGCCACUUUCUGAAAUGCCCCAAGCCCUCCGCCCAGGAGAUUACGAACCUAGCGGACAGCCUGCAGCUGGAGAAGGAGGUGGUCAGGGUUUGGUUUUGCAAUCGGAGGCAGAAAGAGAAACGCAUGACCCCGCCGGGGAUCCAGCAGCAGACCCCCGACGAUGUCUACUCGCAGGUCGGCGCCGUCAGCUCCGACACGCCGCCCCCUCACCACGGACUGCAGAGCGGCGUGCAGUGAGCGGGGCUCCGCGGGGGCCGGGCCGGGAGAGCUCCGGCGGCGGCGGCGGGCGGCGGCGGCGGUGGCGAACGCCGCGCUCACACACACGGACACGGACACUCACACUCACACGCACGCACGCACGCACUCACACACACACACGCGCGCGCGGUCCGGGCUCGCUCGGGCCGCCCGUGUCGGUAUAUGUACGGAUAGAGGCGGGCGCCUGGAUCUAUCUGUCCAUACGGGAUCGAUAGCGAGAGGGAGCGCCGGGAAAGGUCGAGCCGAGCGAGAGCGUUUCCGCUGCGUUGGGGAGAACGGGGUGGAGAUGCGUAAUGCACCAAAACUGCAGAUGUGCCGGGGGCUGCUGUGGGAAGAGGGCUCGGCCGGGUGGGUUCUGCCUUGGGUUUCUGUUCGGGUUUUUGCUUUUCGCCUCCCCCCAUCUCCCCCUGAGCCCCUCUCGCAGCGAUGGGGGUCUGCACCUCUCCCCUCCUCCCCCCCUUGCUCUCCCCUAUCCCCAAAGGGCUCUUCUCUCAAUCAAGGAAACUUCCCCCCCCCCCCCCCCUCCU
This is a messenger RNA of Lagopus muta (rock ptarmigan), 1883 nucleotides long. It is a transcript of the gene POU3F3, whose product is annotated as POU class 3 homeobox 3. The record is from RefSeq and is a predicted model, not a curated record. Gene Ontology annotation, biological process: regulation of transcription by RNA polymerase II; brain development. Gene Ontology annotation, cellular component: nucleus. Gene Ontology annotation, molecular function: RNA polymerase II cis-regulatory region sequence-specific DNA binding; DNA-binding transcription factor activity, RNA polymerase II-specific. NCBI's taxonomy places the organism in Eukaryota, Metazoa, Chordata, Aves, Galliformes, Phasianidae.